AUGUCCACAUGUCUAUUCGAAUUUUUCCCAGUCGAAUUAUUGCAUGGUAUUUUUCAUUAUCUAUCAGCACAUGAAAUUUUCUACGCAUUUACUCAAAUAAGUACUUAUGUAGAUAAUGUACUUGUUAGUUAUGAUCGUUAUUCAAUCAGUUUAUCGUCCAUGCUUAAACAUCAAUUUGAUCUUAUGUGUCGUCUUAUUCGACCAGAACAAGUUAUCUCAAUAACCAUUGUUGAUAACGAUGAUACACCAGAUCAAUCGAAAUUAUUCUUUUCAAAAUUCGAUAUUCGACAAUUCAUUAAUCUUCGUUCAUAUGCUAUUAUUUCAUCGGAUCAAAGUAUUUUUCUACAAUUAGAUCUUUUGUGUCAAUUUAACCAUUUUCAAGCGUUGACUUUACCAAACAUUUCACAAACUUAUUGGUGUCUUUUUGGAUCACAUGUAGAAACAAUUAUACCUCGAUUGAGAAAAUUGAUUACAAAUCAACAUCCAAUAACGAAACCAUUGAAUAAUUUGAGAUAUUUAACAAUCACACAUUGUUAUUGUCAUAAUUUGGAAUACUUAUUUCGUCAAAUGAUGAUGUUACGUUCGUUGAAUAUUACUGUGUCUCUUGAUAUGUUUACUGAUUGGUCCAAAAAAAUACCAGUAAUGAAUCAUCUAAGACGACUGACACUUGGCAUUCAAUAUGGUCGAUUGACGAUGAGUCGAAUGAAUCAGUUUCUGUCAAAAAUGCCUCGCUUGCUGCAUUUUGAACUCCGAAUUGAUGAUCCAAUGGAUGUUAUCGGUGAUGAACAAUGGACACGGUGGUCUCGACAUUCAAAUGCUGAUAUCGAAGAUGCGAACGAUAUAAUCAGCGGUCAUCAAUGGAAAUAUUUAGUACCACAUCUUCAAACAUUCGAUUUUCGUUUCUGUCUCUUAAAUAGAUCUGACGAGAAGAUUCUUGAUUCAUUUCGAUCACCAUUCUGGCUCGAGCAAAAACAAUGGUUCGUUGCCUAUGAUGAUUAUCAAUCAUCACCAUGCCUUUUUACUGUACCUCGUUUUGCACCGAAGAAUAUCAUUUAUUCGUCGGACUAUAAUACACCUUGGUGUACAUCAUCCAAUCUAGGUCUUGAUCAAUUUGUUGAUGUUCUUACGUUGCCUAAAUUUCGUCCAUCAAGAUUUAACCUCGAAUAA
Messenger RNA from Rotaria sp. Silwood1, 1167 nucleotides. NCBI's taxonomy places the organism in Eukaryota, Metazoa, Rotifera, Eurotatoria, Philodinida, Philodinidae. The record is from the annotation of a GenBank genome assembly.